This is a messenger RNA of Gastrolobium bilobum, 1883 nucleotides long. RefSeq lists its product as uncharacterized. NCBI's taxonomy places the organism in Eukaryota, Viridiplantae, Streptophyta, Magnoliopsida, Fabales, Fabaceae. Gene Ontology annotation, biological process: malonyl-CoA catabolic process; acetyl-CoA biosynthetic process; positive regulation of fatty acid oxidation. Gene Ontology annotation, cellular component: peroxisomal matrix; mitochondrial matrix. Bases 24 to 1634 code for a protein of 536 amino acids. Gene Ontology annotation, molecular function: malonyl-CoA decarboxylase activity. The transcript has 16 exons. The record is from RefSeq and is a predicted model, not a curated record.
CAUAAAUACGUUAAAAAGCAAACAUGAAGAAGAAAGCUUUGUCUAUUUUGAUGCGCGCCAGAAUGAGGCCCAACGAUCGUACCAACCUUUCUCUAUCUCCUCUCCCUCUAAUUAACGUGGCGAAUCAAAUGAAGCAGCAGAAUUCCCAGAAAAACGAAUCGCCGGAAGAAGGAAAUUCAGUGCUUAAUGACUCCGGCAACACCGAGAGGGAGUUUAAGCGUGUCCGUGACUCAAUGCAUUCUGCCAUAUCAAUGAACAAAACGGAAGUUCUGGAUGACGUGCUUAAUAACUUCUCGGAGGGAUAUUUUAGCCUUUCACAUGAAAACCGUCGCAAGUUGCUCCUUGUCCUUGCUAGAGAGUAUGAUCUCAAUAGAUCACAAGUUCGCGAACUGUUAAAACAGUACCUUGGACUUGAACUUCCUGCUGACAAAGCUCAGGUGAAUGGCUCCGAAGAAGAAGGCUUGUUUUCUUCUUUCUAUCGCAUUGAGUGGAAUUUGAGGCAUGCCCUUCAGCCAGUUUAUGAAGUUCUCUUUGAGCGUCUUAACACUCAUCCUGGAGGGUUGAGGUUCUUAUCCAUUCUUCGAGCAGAUAUCCUAUCUAUUCUCGCAGAGGAAAAUAUUGCAUCUUUGAGAGCAUUGGAUUCUUAUUUAAAGGAAAAGCUUAAUACGUGGCUUAGUCCUGCUGCCUUAGAGCUUCACCAAAUUACGUGGGAUGAUCCUGCAUCUCUGCUGGAGAAAAUUGUUGCUUAUGAAGCGGUGCACCCUAUUAGCAACCUUCUAGAUCUUAAGAGAAGGCUGGGAAUUGGCCGUCGUUGUUUUGGAUAUUUACAUCCAUCAAUUCCUGGUGAACCCCUAAUUUUCAUUGAAGUCGCACUACUGAAGAAUGUGGCUCAGACUAUACAGGAAGUUUUGUGGGAUAGUCCUCCUAUACCUGAAAGUGAGGCAACAUGUGCAUUGUUCUACUCUAUAUCAUCAACUCAGCCUGGCUUAUCAGGGAUCAACUUAGGAAAGUUUCUUAUCAAACGUGUCGUAAAACUGGUGAAAAGAGAGAUGCCACAUAUUUCUACCUUUGCAACUCUCAGUCCCAUCCCAGGAUUCAUGCCGUGGCUCUUAUCCAAGUUGGCAUCUCAAGCAGUGCUUGCUGAAGGAGACAUGUCACAGCCACUGGAUGAGGGACCCAGUUCCACUUUCUGUGAGAACAUACUUAAACCAGAAGAAGAAGAAGCAGUUAUGAGUUUACCUAAGGAUAUUGCCCCUGGAAAAGACGGAAUGGAAGUUAUCUUCAACUUGCUUACUUCUACAUCCUAUAAGUGGAUCCAUUCGCCAGAGCUUCUGUCAGCAUUAAAACCCCCUUUGAUGCGUUUAUGCACCAGAUACCUUCUGCAAGAAAAGAAAAGAGGAAAAGCUUUGGACUCCGUAGCAAAUUUUCACUUGCAAAAUGGAGCGAUGAUUGAAAGAAUAAACUGGAUGGCAGACCGAUCAGAAAAAGGCCUUUCUCAAAGUGGAGGCAUCAUGGUGAACUAUGUCUAUAGUCUGGAGCACAUAGAAGAAUAUGCUCAUUCAUACUUCAGCAAUGGCGAAAUUCAUGCUUCAAGUGAUCUCCAUCGCUGUGUUGGGAGAAUAAAAGGCAGCUGAUUGCAUAUUUAAUCCAACUCUUGGUGAAAUAUGAUAGGAGACAACUUGCUAAAUUGCCCUGCGUUAUUUGGUCGUAGAUGAUGGAGAGGAUACUCUUGCACGACAUAGGAGAAAAGCUAUGAUGAGUAGUUUAUGCUUGGUAAACCUCAAGCUAUACAAUAUGAUGUAUAUUUGUAGUACUAUCUUAACAUCAUACUCUUUAGCGAAGAGUGAGAUACUGUUACUGAAGUUUAAUUGAGUUUUGGUUGG